CCAACUAGCAUAAAAACAUUUUUCUGUUUACUAGUCCGAUCAGGCUUAGAGAACGAAAGUGUUGUUUAAUGAUCCUCACCACAUAUCUGGAGCCAAAGCAUUGAAGCAAUUCAAAAAAAGGCUACAUAAUUUGCUAUCAGGCUAUCCUACCCUGGAGACCCAACGACCUAUACCCAGAUUAUCCGACACGAUAUCUACUUUUAGGACUCCAUCCGUUGAAGUUCUGUUCGACAACUCAGUGCCUGUCCGUGGACGGUUUGAUCGGCAAUGAAAAGAGACAUACUAGCUAUCCUAAGCUCCAUGAAUUUCUUUGCGUCGUUUAGGAGCCUAGGACAGCGUGAAGUAAAUGUAUUGUGUUCCGUUUUUUAACGAAUUAUACCAUGCAUAUAUUUGGUAUUUCUUCUUCUGCGUUUCGUUAGCAUCUAUACAAGGGUCCAUCCAUUGUUAAACUCAUCUCAUUAGCUCCCAUGUAAUUCUACUAGAUAAUAUUUAACAUACUAUUAAUUAGGCAUUAAGUAAAAGUAUUAAGUAUUAACUAAAGAGUUUUGAAAUUUAACGAGUCUUUGUGUCCUUCUCAGUGUUCUACUUGAUACCCAAGCUGAGUGGCAUUUUCCCAGAAUCUUGUGUGCUGCUCGUGAUCGGUGUCCUAGUCGGUGGAAUGUUGCGACAUGCAGCAAAUCUGCACGGACCGUCCCUGACACCGAACACGUUUUUCUUCUACAUGCUCCCGCCGAUCAUCCUAAAUGCCGGGUACCUCAUACCGAAUCGCAAGUUCUUCGAAAACAUUACAACCAUUCUUCUGAUGGGUGUGAUUGGUACGCUAUUUAAUAUCGCCACCAUUGGUAGCUCGCUUUGGGCUUGCGGUCAGGCCGGCAUCUUCGGCAUUGACAUACCGUUCCUGCACAUUUUCCUCUUCUCUUCGCUGAUCGCAGCCGUCAAUCCGGUGGCGGUUCUCACUGUCUUUGAGGACAUACAAGUCAACGAGGUACUACAGAUCGUAGUGUUCGGUGAAUUGCUACUUAACUAUGCUGUCACUAUCGUAAUGUACCACAUGUUCCAAGUGUAUAACGAAAUUGGUGUUGACGAAAUCAUAACCGUUGACAUAGCGGCCGGUGUUGGGUCUUUCUUUGUCGAUGUACUAGGCGGUUCGUUUAUCGGUAUUACAUGGGGCUUCCUGGCUGGAUUGAUAACACGGUGCACUGAUAAAGUGCGAGUCGUCGAGCCGAUCUUCAUCUUUGCGAUGGCUUAUAUGGCGUACUUGAAUGCGGAAAUUUUUCACAUGAGCGGUAUCCUCGCCAUCACUUUCUGUGGAUUAACGGUGAAAAACUACGUUGAGCAGAAUGUGUCGGAGAAAUCACGCACUACCAUUGAGUAUACAUUGAAAAUAUUGUCCUUCUCGGCGGAAACGAUUAUCUUCAUGUUCCUUGGUGUGGUCACCGUUAGUUAUGAGCAUGAGUGGAACACUUGGUUCGUUUUGCUGACCAUAAUCUUCUGUUUUGUGUAUAGAAUUUUAGGUGUUUUGAUAUUGUCAGCGUUAUCAAAUGCUUUUAGAGUUCAGAAGCUAACUAAGGUAGAUCAAUUUGUCAUGUCUUACGGAGGCCUUCGAGGAGCUGUUGCGUUCGCUUUAGUGCUACUGGUGGACGAGGAUCGCAUUCCGCUGCAGCCAAUGUUCUUGACGACGACGAUUGCGGUCGUUUUCUUUACAGUGUUUCUGCAAGGUACCACCAUUAAACCGCUAGUCAAAAUACUGGAUAAUAAGCAUUUGAACCAGCACAAACCAACCAUGGAAGAAAAUAGUCACGAACUGGAGAUGGUGUAGUUGUGUAAUAGAUAAAUGUUAUCUUGAUGCCCGGUCGGCCCGGUUGUGUAUGAGGUUACGGCCGGUUCCAUACAAUUGGACUAUUACAAUUUCCCGUUUGGACAGUUCAUCAGUAGCAAGGACUUACUAUUUGACUACGUUGUAAAAAUAAGUUUAGAAUAUGGCCUGGCUGUAUCUUACGAGAAAACCGUUUUGAUAAUGUAAGGUGCGUAUAGAUCUGAGCUUUAUAACCGUUUUUUUGCAAUGUAUUGUAACAUAUAGAUUUAUCGAGUUUAAUUAAACAGAAAAAAUACUAAUAUUAUAAUAUGGCGUGAAAAUGCAGGUGAACACUUGAGAGGGUAAAGUGCCUGGAGCAUGGUUAAUACGUAUGACUCCAAAUUGUGUGCUGGCUGUAGCAUUGAAUCAAGAACAUUAAUAGUAUCUCCUAGCAGUCAGUUAUGCAACGCGUCAAAUGUGUUCAACAUGUAUUAUCUAUCACUAACACUGCCAUGCCGAUUUUGGGGUAUGAUCACGCGUGAAUAAAUACUUAAUGUGUGGGAAUUAAAAAAAAAUAUAUUGAAGAUUACGGGACUCGUCGCACUCGUAUUUAUUUCUGUUUCUUUGAUUCUAAACGAACGCCAUGAAAAUUGAUUACUUUCCAUAAGAACCAUAUACUUCUAAAUAUUUCAUACAAUCUUUUUAAAUUAAAUUAGAUUGCUUUAUAUACUUAUUUGUUAUUAUAUUGUAGUCACUCCCGAGAUAGU
This is a messenger RNA of Anopheles funestus (African malaria mosquito), 2562 nucleotides long. RefSeq names its product sodium/hydrogen exchanger 3-like. Gene Ontology annotation, biological process: proton transmembrane transport; regulation of pH; sodium ion transport. NCBI's taxonomy places the organism in Eukaryota, Metazoa, Arthropoda, Insecta, Diptera, Culicidae. Gene Ontology annotation, cellular component: membrane. Bases 659 to 1819 code for a protein of 386 amino acids. Gene Ontology annotation, molecular function: sodium:proton antiporter activity. The transcript is spliced from 6 exons. The record is from RefSeq and is a predicted model, not a curated record.